This is a messenger RNA of Prunus armeniaca (apricot), 285 nucleotides long. NCBI's taxonomy places the organism in Eukaryota, Viridiplantae, Streptophyta, Magnoliopsida, Rosales, Rosaceae. The record is from the annotation of a GenBank genome assembly.
AUGAGUAUGUGUUCUGGACAAAAAGGAGAUUUAAAGAAGGAGUAUUGCCCCAAGAAUAAAGUAGAUGAAGAUGAGAUGAGGAACAAGCCGUACGCUUCUCUAGUUGGAAGCAUUAUGUACACACAAGUGUGUACAAGGCUAGACCUAGCCUUGUGCAUUAGCAAGAUGGGGAGAUUUCAGUCAAAUCCGGGAAUGCAACAUUGGAUAGCUGGAAAGAAGAUUCUGAGGUACAUGCAGAGAACAAAGGCUUAUAUGUUGAUUUACAAACGCAUAGAGAAUUUAUAG